CCGGGUGAGUUUGGUUUCGGCUGAAGCCGAAUAAAGCCUCACAGUUUUCCGUUCAGCACCACAGGACUCCAUCCGUCUGCGGACAGCGAUGCUUCAUCACCCGAAUCUCACCCGAGUCGCCCUCACGACCCAUUCAUCCCGGUGUCGGGCGCGAAGAGUUCAUCCAAGGGUCCGACACGCAUGUGACUGCAAACACACCGUAACGUCUGAGUAACAGCAACAAAAGGCGACAGAAAGUGAAGAGAUCAGACAGAGAGCCGGUAACUUUACGCAGAGACGCGGGUUUUUUUCUGCGCGCAUCUAAAGAUUGUUGUCAUCAUGCCUGUAAGGAGAGGACAUGUCGCUCCUCAAAACACCUUUCUUGGAAUGAUAAUACGCAAAUUCGAAGGACAGAAUAAGAAGUUUAUCAUAGCCAAUGCCCGGGUCCAGAACUGUGCUAUUAUUUACUGUAAUGACGCAUUCUGUGAGAUGACAGGAUUCUCACGGCCGGACGUCAUGCAGAAGCCCUGUACAUGUGACUUCCUACAUGGAGAACAAACAACGAGACAUUCGAUUGCCCAGGUGGCCCAGGCACUCUUGGGGUCUGAGGAACGUAAGGUGACCAUCACGUACCACCGCAAGGAUGGGUCUGAAUUUCUGUGCAACACUCACAUCAUCCCCGUGAAGAACCAAGAAGGAGUCGUGAUGAUGUUCAUCCUAAACUUCGAUUAUGUUCUGGAUGAGGACAGCAAUGACUCUACAGAAAAGCUGAACCUCACCCCGCCUGCCAAAUCUGACAUUAGAAAAGGAAGGUUUUUCCACUUUCGCCUGCCAGCGUUGAAGCUGUUGGGAACCAGCAAGCAGUCCCUUCCCCAGGAAGAUCCAGACACCGUUCUGGUAGAUACACCAAGGGCCAGCAAACACUCUUCGGCUCUCACAGACGUCCACUCACCCACAAAUGAUGCUCGCAGUCCAGCGGAGACCAACGACACCCGGGCGCUCAUCAGCUCCAGUCCUCAUUCGUCUCCACUCAGUGUAUCUGUACCCGUCGACCACUCAUCACCCAAACAGACCUGGGAUCUACCCAGUCCGUCUCAAGCCCAAUCUACCACCUGCCUGACCCAAUCCAUCUCCAGAAACAGUGUGUGCAGCAGAAGACGAGCCUCUUCGGUCCAUGACAUCGAAGGACUCAGUGGGAACUCCAAACGUCUGUUUUUAGACAGGCAUACAAGUGAAGGUCCAUUCAACCAUUUCAAAUCCAGUCUUCUGGGAUCCACUUCAGACUCGAACCUGAACAGAUACAGCACCAUUAACAAGAUUCCUCUCAUCGCUCUCAACUUUUCCGAAGCCAAUGAUAAGAAAGUCCCUUCUCCACCAUCCUCAGAGAAAACCAUCAUCGCACCGAAGGUCAAAGACAGAACUCACAAUGUCACAGAGAAAGUUACACAGGUCUUGUCACUUGGUGCAGACGUCCUACCAGAGUAUAAGCUUCAGACGACUCGCAUCGACAAGUUCACCAUACUACACUACAGCCCUUUCAAAGCAGUCUGGGACUGGCUCAUCCUACUCCUGGUCAUUUAUACGGCCAUUUUGACACCUUAUUCUGCUGCCUUCUUGCUCAAUGACCUUGAGGAGCAAAAGAGACGAGAAUGUGGCUACUCCUGCAAUCCCCUUAAUGUCGUGGACUUAAUGGUGGACAUCAUGUUCAUCAUCGAUAUCCUUAUAAACUUUCGCACCACGUACGUGAACUUGAACGAGGAGGUCGUGAGCCAUCCGGGGAAGAUCGCCAUCCAUUACUUCAAAGGCUGGUUCCUUAUAGACAUGGUGGCAGCCAUUCCCUUCGACCUGCUUAUAUUCGGCUCGGGGUCCGAUGAAACAACAACUCUGAUUGGCCUACUGAAGACCGCACGACUUCUGCGAUUGGUCCGUGUUGCCAGAAAGCUGGACCGUUACUCAGAAUACGGUGCUGCGGUUUUAAUGCUCCUGAUGUGUAUAUUUGCUCUCAUUGCCCAUUGGCUUGCCUGCAUCUGGUACGCCAUUGGAAAUGUUGAAAAGCCAUACCUGGAACAUAAGAUCGGCUGGCUUGACAAUCUAGGGGUGUCCAUUGGGAAGAGAUAUAACUACAGUGACCCCAAUUCUGGCCCGUCUAUAAAAGAUAAAUACGUCACAGCGUUUUACUUCACAUUCAGCUCUCUGACCAGCGUGGGGUUCGGAAACGUAUCUCCAAACACCAACUCGGAGAAGAUCUUUUCCAUUUGUGUCAUGCUUAUUGGAUCUUUAAUGUAUGCCAGCAUCUUUGGAAAUGUGUCGGCCAUCAUCCAGCGGCUAUACUCGGGAACAGCACGCUAUCACAUGCAGAUGCUGCGUGUAAAAGAGUUCAUUCGUUUCCACCAGAUCCCAAAUCCACUCCGGCAGAGACUGGAGGAGUAUUUCCAACAUUCGUGGACCUACACCAACGGCAUCGACAUGAACAUGGUCUUAAAAGGAUUUCCCGAGUGUUUGCAAGCAGACAUUUGUCUCCAUCUGAAUCAAAGCCUGCUUCAAGGAUGCAAAGCAUUCAGAGGUGCCAGUAAAGGCUGUCUGCGUGCUCUCGCUAUACGCUUCAAAACUACCCACGCACCACCCGGAGAUACAAUGGUGCACUGCGGGGACAUCCUCACUGCACUUUACUUUCUGUCCCGAGGAUCCAUCGAGAUCCUUAAGGAUGACACCGUGGUGGCCAUUUUAGGUAAGAAUGACAUAUUCGGAGAGAUGAUCCACCUGUACGCCAAACCCGGUAAAUCUAACGCAGACGUCAGAGCAUUGAGCUACUGUGACCUGCACACAAUCCAACGGGAAGAGCUGCUGGAGGUACUGGACAUGUAUCCGGAGUUUGCCGACCAUUUCCUAACCAAUUUGGAGCUGACCUUUAACCUGAGAGAUGAAAAUGGAAAGGGCACUUAUUUGCAAGCCACUGAUUCAGAUGGAGAGGAUUCGAAGAGCCGGAGAAAGAUUUCCUUUAAACGCAAACAAUCCAGAGGGGGGAGUCUGAAAGAAACAGACAGCGAGUUCGGGAAGGAGCGCCGAGAGUCACGGAUCAGCUCUAAGAGAAGCUCGGAGGACCGCCGCACCUCCAGAGAGGAACAGCAAACACUUUUGGGAGCAGGAAUAAUGGAGAACCCCUCAGUAAAGAGCUGCACCUCCACACCGGCCUGCGUCUCUCCUGACGAACACAUGGAACUGGGGCGUUAUGAUGAUGAUAUACACACCCCUGACUGGUUAGCAGAAAGACCCAAACAGCACAUGGACAAAAGUACACAGGAGCAGGGUGGGACAGAAGAUGAUGACCUGGACUGUGACAUCACAUAUGGAGAGGUGGAGCACAGACUCGACCAGCUGCAACAACACCUGAGCAGGUUAGAGUCCCAGAUGACAUCAGAUAUUCAGAGCAUCCUUCACCUGCUUCAGAGACAGACGUGUUUAGGACCCCCGGCUUACAGCAGCCUCACAGAUUACAAGAGACUUGCCAGCAAAGUACAACCUGUAUCUUCUGUGCCCACCGGUCAACCACACCGCACAACUCCACAGGAUGCAGAGUUUUUGGGCAUAACAAACAUUCGCUCCAUAGACUCUCCAUCAGGUUUGUCCCUAACAGAGUCUAAUCUGCAGCAGAGCCAUGGGAUACAGCCGUCACGAGACUCAAUUCCUACUCACAGUUUUAUAAACAACCAGACACUUACACUUACACGACAUCAUUCCAAAUCUCUCCCACCAGACCCGCUGUUGAACCCUGUAGCAACAGAGACUUUAGAUCUUCACAGACCUUUGUCUGAUCCAGGAGUAAAAGAACAGCAAUGACUGCGGUAUAGAUAUCUGGACAUCUGCACGUCCAGAGAAACAAAUCUUCUGGAUUCUCUACAGACACUGGCCUAAUGCAACUCAUCUAUUACUUGAUAUUGGCUUCCUCUGUGAUGUCGCUUCCUUUUUGCUCCUCAAUGCCUUUGAGGACGAUCUGACCGAUUACAGACCGAACUUCCAUUUGUAGGAAGUUUUCUGUAAAGACAAAGGUGACAGUCUUUUGUAUGACUCAGGAUAUUGCUGAUGGCUUAUAUCAGAUGACAGCUUAUGGCAGGCCCUGUUUCCAGUUUCAAUUUGGGGAUUCCAAAUGAUUGUAAUCCCGAUUACAAACCCCACUGAAAGGUUAAAUUAAAAAAAAUAACAUUUACUCUUGGUAAUUGGUAUGACCUCCCUCUUUAAAUCUCAGCAGCAUUCAAACUAAAUCUGAUGAUCUGUAUUAACCAGCUUGGUUUAUGAAUGUUCAGAGCAAUCUUUUGUGCUUCCACAGAGCUGAGCAUAUCUGAUCUUUUAUGGAAAAGGUCAAAUGGAUUUCAGGUAGUGGCCUAGGAAUGAAGUCUUAAAUAUUUCUUCAUUUUAUGUCAUAACUUUAAAUCCCAGAUUUGAAAAGUGGUCUUAGUAUUUAUUUAUUUAUUUUUAUCUGAAUAACUGCCAUGUAUUAAGAAUGUAUUUUUCUGCCCGGGAAAAGAGAUGCAUGGCUGAGGGUUUUAACUAGUUGCAUGUUUACUGCAACAUACUGGGAAGCAGGUAUGGUGUCGGCAUGCCCUAAAGCUAAAAACUAAAAUGCACUGUUCUCUAAUUGACUGUUUUUUGCACCUGGUCAUGCUGGCUUGAAUUAAACUCAUGUGCAUGACUAUUACACUAGUUCACAACACAGUAUACGAAACAAACCAGCAGCCCCUAAAGUUACAGUCGUUCUUCUGAGCUUUGCCUAUCCAGAGCCGUCUUACACCGCAGAAGUUUUGGGGUGGAUUCUGGUUGCAAUGUACAUUAUAGUUUCACAUGUAGCUCUGAAUAUACACUGUACUGUAUGCAUAUUUAUAAAUGGAUUAUGUAUAUUAAUCAACUACUGAUCUACUGUGAUCAGCUAUAAUGAUGUUGGCUUGAUCAAGCUACUGAAAUUCUUUACUGUAUCGAGGCAACAAAAGUUGAUCACAAUUGUUUGUCUCAAUGCAUACUAGCAAUAAUAGUCAAACACUGGAUCUGCACACACAUUUCUUGUCAAAUUUACCUCUGUGGGACUGAUCUGUUGAAUAAGGUUGCAAAUAUUUCUCUAACAUCAUCAAGUUGUUAACUUUACAUAGUAAAAAUAACUGAAUGGUUCUGAGAGGAGAUUUGUGUGUUUGCUUCUCUGUAACUUAUAAGUGUAAACUUUAUUAAACUAAUUUUAGUUUUAUGUAUUAAAAUAUACAUCCAGUAUAACACUGGAAGUUUUUUAUGUGCAAUAAACACUUUGAAUUACCCUGUCAAUUUUAUCAGUUUGGACAGCUACAGCCUUUUAAUUUAUUUUUGAUGUCACUGUAUUUUGAAGCAAAUAAGUAUUAGUUUUACAUUUAAAAUUGCACAAACCCAUAUUCUGAAAAACGAAGACAUAUACAAAUAAAUGAAAUCUGCGUAUGUGUGUAAUAUUCGGUUAUUUCUGCAUAAAGGGAGAGUUCCUGCACUUUAUUUCAAAAUAAAAACUUAGUAACCCAAUAUAAUAAUUAAUGUUGUUACUUUGUGUGCAUGUGCCUGCUGUCUGUCGCCUGUAUGUGAAUUCUUUGCAUAUAUUAAUGUGUAAGCAUCUGUUUUUUAUUUAUUGAUUAUAUUUUGUUUGUAUGCAGUGUGUGUGGACUCAUAAUAGGCGGGAGACGGACAGAGGCAGAAUUUUUUUUAUCUAAAACUUUUCAAUAAACUGCAAACUUUUGCACGUAACCUCCAAGAAGGUACAAAUGUUUGUUUGUUUUCCCAGUGUUUCACUUGGACUUUUUUAUAGUUUGCACUGUACAGUUUCUACACCACACUAUUCUGCAGGUGUACUGACUUUGUCUGUUAUAUAAAGGUUUAUUAUUAUAUAUAUCUGAUGCAUUUGCAUCAGGUAAAUACUUUAAGUAUAUAA
Paramisgurnus dabryanus is the source of this 5911-nucleotide messenger RNA. Its product is annotated as voltage-gated inwardly rectifying potassium channel KCNH7-like. NCBI's taxonomy places the organism in Eukaryota, Metazoa, Chordata, Actinopteri, Cypriniformes, Cobitidae. Gene Ontology annotation, molecular function: inward rectifier potassium channel activity. The record is from RefSeq and is a predicted model, not a curated record. Gene Ontology annotation, cellular component: plasma membrane. Gene Ontology annotation, biological process: regulation of membrane potential; potassium ion transmembrane transport.